UUUCAUCUUUCAUCAACACUGUUAUAGAAGUGAGGUUACAUCGAGCAUUUAUCAAAUGCCAUAACAGUAAAUUGUUGAUUAGUUUUGAAAAAAAUGGCUUUGCGUUUAACUCUCCGAAAUAUUCGUGUUGGCCAGAAUCUAAAUGGCACAUUCUUCAAAGGCAGCCAUCGGCAUUUAACGAACAAUCCCCCUGAGGCUCCCACAGAUCAGAAGAGUGGAUCUUAUGCAGCAGCCUAUAAAAAGUUCGAAGAUAUCAAUAAACCUUCAGUAAAAGCGCCGGAAACUUUCGCCAGUCUGUUGAAAAACUCCAAGUUUAUAGACUUAGGUGAUCCUGAAGGAAAAGUAGUCACAGGCAAAAUAUUUCACACAGUGGACGACGAUCUUUAUAUAGAUUUCGGCUGGAAGUUUCACUGCGUUUGUUCCAGACCAAGAAAUAAUGGCAGUAGCUACAUUCGAGGGGCUAAAGUGAGAUUGCGAAUCAAGGAUCUGGAAUUGUCCACCAAGUUUCUGGGCUCUGACAAAGAUCUUACUUUACUAGAGGCAGACUGCCAAUUACUGGGUUUAGUGCGGGAUAGAAAGUAAAUGCACAUAUCUUGUACACAUCAAUCAAGUCGGAAGCGAUCCAUUGCAAACGCCCCUUCAAGUUUUCCCAUUCGAAAUAAUCGACAUUUUUGGACCAUUUCAAGCUAUUUUUGAUCACCAUAUUUAACCGACAAUAACUUCCUUACUGUAAACCAAAAAAAAUGCAUACUGGAACUUACAAAUUCGCGCCCUUAAGAUGAAAUAGACGAAGAACGCUCAAAACCCUCUUAGAAUUAACUGAAUAACAUAAAGACAUAAAAAUCCAACUUUCUCUAAUCAGGUGAUUAAACUGUAUAAUUGCACUUGAGUUAAAUAAAACACUUUACAAAUUGA
Molecule: messenger RNA, 915 nt
Organism: Dendroctonus ponderosae (mountain pine beetle)
Lineage: Eukaryota; Metazoa; Arthropoda; Insecta; Coleoptera; Curculionidae
Gene: mRpS28
Product: 28S ribosomal protein S28, mitochondrial
Exons: 4
Coding region: 94-582 (162 amino acids)
Cellular component (GO): mitochondrial small ribosomal subunit
Source: RefSeq, a predicted model, not a curated record